UUGCCAGUAGUCCUCCAAAGACAGACUCUGCAUCCAAUUCUCAAGACUUUUGUGUUUAUGGGUCUGUCUCAUACGGCACCUUUCCUUACAAAGUACAGCAAACUAAUAGUUUCUUUACAAGGCGGCACUACUUUUUCUGAUUUUUUUCUAUUUUUUUUCUGAUUGUGGACUUGAUCAAAGAAUAUUAUCAUCAAGCCAUUAUUCCUCUCUAUGAUCUAAAUUAAGCAACAGAAAAUGGCUUUAAAUGUACCAGGCUUAGUAUCUUUGAUUGUGUUUUUUACAUUAACUUUAGCUACUGGAAUUUGGGCUUCUUGGAAAAGCAAAAAGGACCAGCAGAACAGAAACCCAACUGAAAUGGCCAUAGUUGGAGGCAGGAAUAUAAAUGUUUUCAUUGGACUGUUUACUGCAACAGCCACCUGGGUCGGAGGAGCAUAUAUCAAUGGCACAGCUGAAAUCGUCUACCUGCCUUCAAAAGGACUACUGUGGGUCCAGGCACCUGUGGGAUUUGCCUUGUCCCUUGCUAUUGGUGGUUUCUUCUUUGUAAAUCCAAUGAGAUCCAAGAAUUAUGUGACAGUGAUGGAUCCCCUUCAAGAAACUUAUGGAAACGUGAUGGGAAGCUUACUCUUCAUUCCACUGCUACUGGGAGAGGUGUUCUGGUUUGCAGCUAUCCUGGCAUCCCUGGGAGCAACAAUGAGGGUCAUCUUGGAUAUUGAAGGUUCUUUGGCUAUCAUCAUCUCAGCAUGCACUGUCAUACUCUACACUCUACUGGGAGGCCUCUACUCUGUUGCAUACACAGAUGUCAUCCAGCUGGUUUUCAUUACCCUCAGCCUGUGGGUCUGUAUCCCCUUUGCCCUGGUGAACUCUGCAACGGAAAGCAUUUAUUACACUGCAACUCAUCAAUCUUACCAAGACCCUUGGACUGGGAAGAUAGAAAACCAAUUUCUUGGAAGGUGGCUGGAUGACUUCUUCUACCUGGUGCUUGGGAGCAUCCCGUGGCAAACUUACUUCCAAAGAGUGCUCUCCGCUGCCUCGCCAGGACAGGCAAGGCUCAUCUCCUACCUCUCUGGACUUGGGUGCUUUUCAAUGGCCAUCCCGUCUGUGCUCAUUGGUGCAGUUGCAGCAUCAACAGACUGGAACCAGACAAGCUAUGGUCUUCCAAGUCCACUCGAGAGAGGGGAAUCAGCGAUGAUACUGCCACUCGUUUUACACUAUCUCUGCCCAGCAUACAUCUCCAUUGCUGGUUUGGGAGCCAUCGCUGCUGCCACAAUGUCUUCUGCAGAUUCAGCUCUUCUCUCUGCCAGUUCCAUGUUCACUCACAAUAUCUACAGGAAAAUCCUGAGGAAAAAGGCUAUGGAGAUGGAAGUCUUAUGGGCUAUGAGGACCUCCAUGCUGGUGUUUGGGGCCGGGGCUGCUGGUCUGGCUUUUUACUCCAGCUCUGUCUAUGACCUCUGGUUCCUCAGUGGGGAGCUGGUAUAUGCCCUGCUCUUCCCCCAGCUCUGCUGUGCCCUUUUCAUUCCCAGCACCAACACCUAUGGCUCGGCUGCUGGCUUCUUGGUUGGGCUCCUCAUGAGACUGCUGGCAGGGGAGCCUGCCCUGAACAUCCCCCCCAUCAUCUGCUACUCAUCCUGCUCCCUGGUGAAUGGGACCUACAGUCAGCUCUUCCCCUUUAAAACAUUCACCAUGCUUCUCACCUUGGGGACGAUUGUUGUUGUUUCUUACCUGCCUGUGGUUUUGUUUCAGAGAAACCUCCUUCCCCGCAGGUGGGAUGUUUGCAAUAUCAUGGGGGUAACCAGCACCCUGAUCCCCCUGCAGCAGAUGGAGAAACAGAUGGGUUCGCCAACAGUUGCUCUAGAAAAGAAUAGCUUGAAUAGCCUCAUUUGA
Phalacrocorax carbo (great cormorant) is the source of this 1881-nucleotide messenger RNA. Lineage: Eukaryota; Metazoa; Chordata; Aves; Suliformes; Phalacrocoracidae. The record is from RefSeq and is a predicted model, not a curated record.